Messenger RNA from Thunnus maccoyii (southern bluefin tuna), 2812 nucleotides. Its product is annotated as transketolase-like. Bases 292 to 2178 code for a protein of 628 amino acids. Gene Ontology annotation, cellular component: endoplasmic reticulum membrane; extracellular exosome. The transcript is spliced from 14 exons. Gene Ontology annotation, molecular function: transketolase activity; thiamine pyrophosphate binding. Gene Ontology annotation, biological process: ribose phosphate biosynthetic process; pentose-phosphate shunt, non-oxidative branch. Lineage: Eukaryota; Metazoa; Chordata; Actinopteri; Scombriformes; Scombridae. The record is from RefSeq and is a predicted model, not a curated record.
CCCAAAGCCUUCCUACUAUUGGCUGUGCUCAUGCGUGACAGUUUGGAGUAACUGUCGGCUCCUUUUAGCCCUAGAUUAGCCAUAUUCAUAGGCUUUGCUUGCAAACACGCCCCCUCCCGCCGUCUCGCUCUCUCAGGUUCAACGGCACUGUCUCUUUUUAACCCCUGCGAUCGACCGCUGCGCACUCAUCGCCUGCAUUCUCUGGGCAGCAGACCGGGGACUUUUAACUCUUAACUCCUUUUAACAGGCGCGUGUGUGCGUGUGUGUGCUCUACUUCGGUGCAUCGGCCAGAUGGAGGACUACCAUAAACCAGACCAGCAGACUGUGCAGGCGCUCAGGAACAUCGCCAGCCGGCUCCGGAUCAACUCCAUCAAGGCGACAACUGCAGCGGGCAGCGGUCAUCCGACAUCAUGUUGCAGCGCGGCAGAAAUCAUGUCUGUGCUGUUCUUUCAUACCAUGAAGUACCGACCCGAAGACCCCCGUAACCCCAACAACGACCGUUUCAUCCUCUCCAAGGGUCAUGCGGCCCCCGUGCUGUACGCUGUGUGGGCGGAGACGGGCUACCUGAAGGAGAACGAGCUCCUCAACCUCCGCAAGGUCGACUCUAUCCUGGAGGGACAUCCUGUGCCGAAGCAGCAGUUUGUGGAUGUGGCGACUGGAUCUCUGGGUCAUGGGCUGGGAGCUGCCUGUGGAAUGGCCUACACUGGAAAGUACUUUGACAAGGCCAGCUAUCGGGUGUUCUGCCUGCUGGGUGAUGGAGAGAUGUCUGAGGGCUCAGUGUGGGAGGCCAUGGCCUUCGCCUCCUACUACCAGCUGGACAACCUGGUUGCCAUCUUGGACAUCAACCGCCUGGGUCAGAGCGACCCAGCGCCCCUCCAGCACCACGUAGAGAAGUACCAGCGACGCUGCGAGGCCUUCGGCUGGCAUGCCAUCAUUGUGGACGGACACAGUGUGGAGGAGCUGUGUAAGGUGCUGAGUCAGCCCCGCCACCAGCCACUCGCCAUCAUCGCCAAGACCAUUAAGGGCAAGGGCAUCCCAGCGGCUGAGGAUAAGAUGGGCUGGCACGGUAAACCUCUGCCCAAAGACAUGGCUGAGAAUGUGAUCAAGGAGCUGCAGAGCCGCAUCAUCAGCUGCAACAAGCGCCUCUACCCUGCUCCACCCAAUGAGGACGCUUCACCUGUCAGUCUGCGCAACAUCCGUAUGCCGAGCGCCCCCAGCUACAAACCUGGAGACAAGAUUGCUACAAGGAAGGCGUACGGAAUGGCUCUGGCCAAGCUGGGCCGUUACAACGAUCACGUGGUGGCGCUGGAUGGAGAUACUAAGAACUCCACCUUCUCCGAGCUCUUCAAGAACGAACAUCCCAACCGCUACGUGGAGUGUUACAUUGCUGAGCAGAACAUGGUCAGCGUGGCGAUAGGUUGCGCAGUACGGGACCGUAAUGUGGUGUUUGCGAGCACCUUCGCAACGUUCUUCAGUCGGGCCUACGACCAGCUGCGCAUGGCUGCCAUCUCUGAGAGCAACAUCAACCUCUGCGGCUCCCACUGCGGUGUCUCCAUCGGAGAGGACGGGCCCUCUCAGAUGGGUCUGGAGGAUCUGGCCAUGUUCAGAGCCAUUCCCACGGCAACCAUCUUCUACCCCAGUGACGGCGUCUCCACUGAGAAGGCCGUGGAGCUUGCUGCCAACACAAAGGGUUUGUGUUUCAUCCGAACAAGCCGCCCAGAGAACAACAUCAUCUACAACAGCAACGAGGACUUCCAUGUCGGACAGGCUAAGGUUGUGUACAAAACCAAUGAUGACCACGUGACUGUGAUUGGAGCAGGAGUGACUCUCCAUGAGGCUCUGGCUGCAGCUGAACAGCUGAAGAAAGAGAGAAUCAACAUCCGUGUGAUCGACCCGUUCACCAUCAAACCUCUGGACUCUAAGACCAUCAUCGACAAUGCCAGGGCAACCAGAGGACGCAUCAUCACAGUGGAGGACCACUACUAUGAAGGUGGUCUAGGUGAGGCGGUGUGCUCAGCAGUAGUGAACGAGACCGGUUUCACCGUCCACCGCCUGGCCGUUUCCCAGGUGCCCCGCAGCGGCAAACCCCACGAGCUCCUCCGAAUCUUUGGCAUCGACCGUGAUGCCAUCGCUCAGGCAGUCCGCAAGAUGCUCAGCAGCUCCGCCAACGCCAAGUAAGGAUGCUGCAGCUGUGACAGCAGCGGCAAACAACAUGGUAAAGGACUCCGUGGUUGACUGGUGAUCUCCAUGGAGACAACAAACAAAUAAACCAACACAGGACGGGAGGCACUUCUGGCCCAUGCACGCCCUCCUCCUCAUAAAACAAUCUAUUAGUAUUUGUUUGAAAAAAUAAAAAGAUAACUUGGUUCUUCUCUUUUAACUGUCAUCGAUGUGGUUUUGACACCCCCCCCCACCCAAGAUUUUUACCCCAUCAGUUUGUGAGUUCAGUAAACACCCCCCCUCUCCUUCACACACACACACACACACACACACCUCCACCCCCCGCCCCCCAACCCCUUCCUACCUCUCAGAGAAAGUUCUGGUACUGCUGUAGUGUUUCAGUAAAAGCAGUGAACGUGGUUUGGAGUAAAGUGAAUUAUUUUUUAUCAUUUCUGUGGAUCCCCUCUCACUUCUUUGGCGCAGCGCUGCGUACGUCUGCACCCAGUACGACUUUGUAAAUCCCACCCCACUAGAGUCAGCAGGGUGUGGAGAAACUCUGGUUUGGUCUGUUUUUGAGCACUGACUGUUUUUAAUCCUUUUGACCCUGACUUGGAUGGGACAGCUUCACACCAAUAAAGGGAUGGUUUCUUCA